CGGGGACUCAACGGGACUCUAGCUGUGGAGUCUGGCCUAGCACAGCUCCCACCCAGCUUUCUAGGGACAUUAGGGACAGUUCAAAACACGGGUGGUCGGUGCACACAGCAGGGGCAGUUCAGAACACGGGUGGUCGGUGCACACAGCAGGGACAGUUCAAAACACGGUUGGUCGGUGCACACAGCAGGGACGGUUCAAAACACAGGUGGUCUGUGCGCACAGCAGGGACAGUUCAGGACACGGGUAGUCUGUGCGCACAACAGGGACAGUUCAGGACACGGGGGAGUUCAGUGCACACAACAGGGACAGUUUAGGACACGGGUAGUCUGUGCGCACACCACGGGCAGUUCAUGGCUUCUAGGGACACUCACGGUAGGCGACUUGCAGACGCUCAGCAGCAGGCGGCUUCCAGGG
Molecule: messenger RNA, 414 nt
Organism: Staurois parvus
Lineage: Eukaryota; Metazoa; Chordata; Amphibia; Anura; Ranidae
Source: the annotation of a GenBank genome assembly